This is a messenger RNA of Closterium sp. Naga37s-1, 365 nucleotides long. Lineage: Eukaryota; Viridiplantae; Streptophyta; Zygnematophyceae; Desmidiales; Closteriaceae. The record is from the annotation of a GenBank genome assembly.
AGGAGGAGGAGGAGGAGGAGGAGGAGGAGGAGGAGGAGGAGGAGGAGGAGGAGGAGGAGGAGGAGGAGGAGGAGGAGGAGGAGGAGGAGGAGGAGGAGGAGGAGGAGGAGGAGGAGGUGGUCGGGAGGAGUGGAGGAGAGGAGAGGAGAGGAUGGGGAGAGGAGGAGACGAGGAAGAAAGGACGGAGGAAGAAAGUACCAAGGGGAAGGGGGUGGGACAGUGGGAUAGAGCUGAUGGCAGGCAGUCAAAGGAAUCUUAUCCGUCCCACCAGCCCACCCGCCCACAUACGUACCACCCCCCCCAUUCCCUCAACCCUUCACCAGCCCACUCACCCCCUUUCCGACCCAGCCUAUGCCUCCUCCUAA